This is a messenger RNA of Fonsecaea multimorphosa CBS 102226, 816 nucleotides long. RefSeq lists its product as uncharacterized. Gene Ontology annotation, molecular function: oxidoreductase activity, acting on the CH-OH group of donors, NAD or NADP as acceptor. Bases 1 to 816 code for a protein of 271 amino acids. The record is from RefSeq and is a predicted model, not a curated record. The transcript has a single exon. NCBI's taxonomy places the organism in Eukaryota, Fungi, Ascomycota, Eurotiomycetes, Chaetothyriales, Herpotrichiellaceae.
AUGGACGUGCCUGGAUUCGCACUGAUCACCGGCGGCGGAUCCGGCAUCGGCAGAGCAUGUGCGCAGACGUUUGCGCGCGAAGGCGCCGCGGGAGUGGCACUGCUGGACGUGAACCACGAAGGAUUGUUGGCGGUGAAGGCCGAGGUAGAGCAGGAAAAGAGACCUCCAGGACUCCAAGCGUGCAGGGUCGAGGUGUACGUGGUUGACGUGCGGAACGAGGACCAAGUCAACCAGACGGUGAACCAAGUGGCGCAGACGUUUGGCCGGAUCGACUACGUGGUCAACGCGGCGGGUGUGGCCAAGAAACACGAGGGGGGAGCGGCGUUUGCGCGCACGGACGACUGGCAGCGCGUGCUGGACAUUAACCUCACGGGCACGUUCUUUGUGCUGCGGGCGGCGGCGCAGAUCAUGUUGAAGCAGGAGCGCAUCGUGUCAUCCCUCGACGGGAGGGCGUUGCAGCGCGGGUCCAUCGUCAACUUCGGCUCCAUCUUGGGCCACGUCGGCGUGCCCACGUCGACGGCCUACACGGCGUCCAAACACGGCGUGCUGGGCCUCACCCGCACGGCCUCCGAGGACUACGCCGCCCGGGGUCUCCGCAUCAACGCCAUCUGUCCCGGAUACAUCGACACGCCCAUGACGAACCAGGACCCCGUCGUGCGCGGCGUCAUGGCCGAGCGCGUCGCCAACGCCGUGCCCAUGCAGCGCGCGGGACAGCCCCAGGAAAUCGCCGACGGGGUCGUUUACCUCUGUGGCGGGAGGAGCUCGUUCGUUACGGGCACGGCGUUGUUUGUCGAUGGCGGGUAUACGGAGAGGUAG